UAGAAACGGAAGCGGAAGUGGCGCCGCCGCCGGCCUGGCCUGGCCUGGCUGAGGGGAGGCGGGCGGGCGGGCGGGCGCGAUGGCGGAGGCCGGGCCACAGGCGCCGCCGCCCCCGGGUACUCCAAGCCGGCACGAGAAGAGCCUGGGACUUCUCACCACCAAGUUCGUGUCGCUUUUGCAGGAAGCCAAGGACGGCGUGCUUGACCUCAAGCUGGCAGCCGACACUCUUGCUGUGCGCCAGAAACGGCGGAUUUACGACAUCACCAACGUGCUGGAAGGUAUUGGUCUGAUCGAGAAAAAAUCCAAGAACAGCAUCCAGUGGAAAGGCGUCGGGCCAGGUUGCAAUACCCGGGAGAUUGCGGACAAGCUGAUUGAGCUCAAGGCAGAGAUCGAGGAGCUGCAGCAGCGGGAGCAAGAACUUGACCAGCACAAGGUGUGGGUGCAGCAGAGCAUCCGGAAUGUCACCGAGGAUGUCCAGAACAGCUGCUUGGCCUACGUGACUCAUGAAGACAUCUGCAGAUGCUUUGCUGGAGAUACUCUCCUUGCCAUCCGGGCCCCAUCGGGCACCAGCCUAGAGGUGCCCAUCCCAGAGGGUCUCAAUGGUCAGAAGAAGUACCAGAUUCACUUAAAGAGCAUGAGUGGGCCUAUUGAGGUACUGCUAGUGAACAAGGAGGCCUGGAGUUCACCACCUGUGGCUGUGCCUGUACCUCCCCCUGACGAUCUACUCCAGAGUCCACCUGCUGUUUCUACACCUCCACCUCUGCCCAAGCCUGCCUUAGCUCAACCCCAAGAGACCUCUCGUCCAAGCAGCCCCCAGCUACCUACCCCUACUCCUGUCCUUGGCAGCACUGAAGUCUCAGAGGUGACUGGCCAGACAGCUGAGAUUGCAGUGAGUGGUAGCCCUGGAACUGAGAACAAGGACAGUGGUGAACUCGGCUCACUCCCACUGAGCCUGACAGCACUGGACACUCGACCUCUGCAGUCCUCUGCACUACUGGAUAGUAGCAGCAGCAGCAGCAGCAGCAGCAGUAGCAGCAGCAGCAGUUCAUCUGGACCCAACCCUUCUACCUCCUUUGAGCCCAUCAAAGCAGACCCCACAGGCGUUCUGGAUCUCCCCAAAGAGCUGUCAGAAAUCUUCGACCCCACAAGAGAGUGCAUGAGCUCCGAGCUGCUGGAAGAACUGAUGUCUUCAGAAGUGUUUGCCCCCCUCCUCCGACUUUCUCCACCUCCCGGAGACCACGAUUACAUCUACAACCUGGACGAGAGUGAAGGUGUCUGUGAUCUCUUUGAUGUUCCUGUUCUCAAACUCUGACAAGGACACUGUCCUGUGCAGCCACAACCCAGACUGUCUGGGCUAGGAGCCAACUAAGGACUGCCCCUCACCCCCACCCCGACCCUAAGAGCCCAACUCUUGGCUUACUCAGCCCUUCUGGCUGCUCAGUUCUGGCUGUGCUUUCCUGUCUUGCACUGGCACUUGUAACUGUGCUAGCAUUGCUGGACAGAGAGCUUAGCCCUCUCUACGUGGAGCCAAAUGUUUGCCUUUUCUCUCUUGGAGCCUUCCCCAGCCAGGCUCAGCUGCCUCUCAGUGGCACUUCUGCCCUGUUCCUACCAAUCACUACGAAGGAGGUUCAGAAAGGAGGUGGUGCUGGGUGGUUGCCAGCAAUCACUCUUCCUUUCCCACCUGCUCACCCUGCAGCUUCUGGACCUCUCAUAUGUCCUGAGUCCUGGAAACUCAGGGUAGCCAUGAUGGAGGGGGUUAAUAAGAAGGAAUUGAUGUGUCUAGUUAGGAGUCUGGGUGGGUUGGUACCUGAAGAAUGGCUCCACCUCCUGCGCCCCAUCCCCCACCCUCCCUUCACUCCCACUUAUUCACUUACCCUCAUUUAGAGCCAUUGCAGAGAUUUAGAAAGAUUUACAGUAACGAAUGAAUUCCUAUAUAAAGAUUAUUUUUAUACUUUUUUCAGCAAAAGGAAAUUGUAAUAUUUGUACAGCAUUCAAGUGAAUAAAGACAUGCCUAAGGCUA
This is a messenger RNA of Mastomys coucha (southern multimammate mouse), 2020 nucleotides long. It is a transcript of the gene E2f4, whose product is annotated as E2F transcription factor 4. Gene Ontology annotation, molecular function: RNA polymerase II cis-regulatory region sequence-specific DNA binding; protein dimerization activity; DNA-binding transcription factor activity, RNA polymerase II-specific. Bases 80 to 1312 code for a protein of 410 amino acids. The record is from RefSeq and is a predicted model, not a curated record. Gene Ontology annotation, cellular component: RNA polymerase II transcription regulator complex. The transcript has 10 exons. NCBI's taxonomy places the organism in Eukaryota, Metazoa, Chordata, Mammalia, Rodentia, Muridae. Gene Ontology annotation, biological process: regulation of transcription by RNA polymerase II.